UUGUAUCCAUCUUUUGCCAAUCCGACGCAGUUCGCGCCCACCGAGGACUUCGACAGCUAUCCGCGGGACCUGGAGCGCGACGUCAGGUUGCUGGUGGAGGAGCGGGCGGACCUCCUCUUCAACCCCACGGCCGAGGACAUGUACCCGCGGGGGUAUCAGACCUACGUGGACGUGGAGCAGGUCAGUCGGCCGCUGUGCGGCGCGCACCGGCCGGGGCAUUUCCGCGGUGUGGCCACGGUGGUGCUGAAGCUGUUCAACAUCGUGCGCCCGCACGUGGCCAUGUUCGGAUUGAAGGACUACCAGCAGGUCCAGGUCAUCCGGCGUAUGAUGGAGGACGUGAACCUGGAUGUGGAGAUCGUAGGGUGUCCCACCGUGCGGGAGCCCGACGGCUUGGCCAUGAGCUCGCGCAACCGCUACCUGGAGCCGGCCGAGCGCGAGGCGGCGCUGUGUCUUCAAAGCGCCCUGGGCAAGGCCGAAGCGCUGGUGCGCGGCGGCGAGACCGCGGCCCAAAGGAUUCGUGAGGCCGUGGUGGCGGAGAUCUCCCGCCAGCCCCUGGUCCGCCUGGAGUACGCGGAUCUGUGCGACCCCAAGGCGUUGCACGCGGUGGAAGAGGUCAAGGGUCCGACGCUGCUGGCCCUCUGCGCAUGGGUCGGCAAGGCCCGCUUGAUCGACAACCGGAUCCUGGCAGGAGAGAGAGCGUAA
Messenger RNA from Geodia barretti, 702 nucleotides. Lineage: Eukaryota; Metazoa; Porifera; Demospongiae; Tetractinellida; Geodiidae. The record is from the annotation of a GenBank genome assembly.